Molecule: messenger RNA, 3885 nt
Organism: Pygocentrus nattereri (red-bellied piranha)
Lineage: Eukaryota; Metazoa; Chordata; Actinopteri; Characiformes; Serrasalmidae
Gene: cpxm1b
Product: carboxypeptidase X (M14 family), member 1b
Exons: 13
Coding region: 13-2274 (753 amino acids)
Biological process (GO): proteolysis
Molecular function (GO): zinc ion binding; metallocarboxypeptidase activity
Source: RefSeq, a predicted model, not a curated record
ACGAGGCUGACCAUGGCAUCAUAUGGACCACUUAUAUUCCUAAUAACUUUCCUGAUUGGAAUGAAAACUGCAUUCACUGCAGGUGACAGUUCAGCUACGACCACGUCGUACGAUUUCACCUCUAAUCAGACUUUCGCAACUACAAGGUUCAACACAAGACAGACUCCAACGGAUAGAAAAGUUGUUCUUGGAAAGAGCACCGUUUUCCCCACGACUGCAGGACCGGCGGUCAGAACUACUGCAAAAGCUUCACGGCUGACCACCGUGGUCAGCUACAACACUGAAGACCUGAGAGAGAAAAAUGAGCAGAAGCCGAUUAAAGAAGACGAUGAGCCACCAAAAUUAGAGUGUCCCCCGCUGGGUCUAGAAUCUUUGCGGGUGAAAGAUGCCCAGCUGCAGGCUUCGUCCUACAAGCGGCGUGGCCUGGGACCCCAUCGUGGCCGACUCAACAUACAGUCUGGUAUUGAGGAUGGGGAUAUCUAUGAUGGAGGCUGGUGUGCACGGUAUGAGGAUAAAGACCAGUGGCUGCAGGUGGAUGCCUUGAUGGCCACUCGCUUUACAGGGGUCAUCACACAGGGCCGUAAUUCCAUCUGGAGCUGGAAUUUAGUAGAAACCUUCAAAGUGCAGUUCAGCAAUGACUCCAUCAGCUGGAAGCCAUGUAUGAACGGAACGCAGGAGGCGGUGUUUGAGGGAAACCAGGACACCGAAACCCCAGUGCUGGCGGUCUUCCCCGAGUCUACAGUGGCGCGCUACAUUCGGAUCAACCCUCAGACCUGGUUCAAGAAUGGAACCAUCUGCCUCCGUGCAGAGGUGUUGGGCUGUGCACUACCAGACCCAAACAAUAUCUACCAGUGGCAGGCACAGCAGGAAGGCUAUCAGGAUAAACUGGACUUCAGGCAUCACAACUACAAGGAAAUGAGAAAGCUGAUGAAAUCCGUGCAGGAGGCCUGUCCAGACAUUAUGCGCAUCUACAGCAUUGGAAAGAGCUACUUGGGCCUCAAAUUGUACGUGAUGGAGAUCUCCGACAACCCAGGCAAACACGAACUGGGUGAGCCAGAGUUCCGCUAUGUGGCUGGCAUUCAUGGGAACGAGGUGCUGGGCCGUGAGCUGCUGCUGAACCUGAUGCAGUAUAUUUGCCAGGAGUACAAACGUGGCAACCCACGCAUCAUCCAUCUGGUCAAGGAGACGCGCAUCCACCUGCUGCCCUCCAUGAACCCGGACGGCUAUGAGGCCGCUUACAAAAAGGGCUCGGAGCUGUCCGGGUGGGCCCUGGGCCGCUUCAGCUACGAAGGCAUCGACAUGAACCACAACUUUGCUGAUCUGAACACAGUGAUGUGGACAGCUAUCGAACUGGAGACAGACGAGUCCAAACUCAUCAACCACUACUUUCCCAUCCCUGAACAGUACACAUCUGAGGAGGCCUUUGUGGCCCCUGAGACACGGGCAGUGAUCAGCUGGAUGCAGACCAUCCCCUUUGUGCUCAGCGCUAACUUCCAUGGUGGGGAGCUGGUGGUGACGUAUCCAUUUGACAUGACCAGGGACUGGGCCCCACGCGAGCACACUCCCACUGCCGACGACAGCUUCUUCCGCUGGCUGGCCACAGUGUACGCCAGCACCAACCACGUCAUGUCCAAUCCAGACCGCCGGCCGUGCCACUAUGAAGACUUUGUGAGGCACAACAACAUCAUCAACGGGGCCAACUGGCACACGGUGCCUGGCAGUAUGAAUGACUUCAGCUAUCUGCACACCAACUGCUUCGAGGUGACGGUAGAGCUGUCCUGUGAUAAAUUCCCUCAUGCCAGUGAACUGCCCAUCGAGUGGGAGAACAACAAAGAGUCUCUUCUGAUUUACAUGGAGCAGGUGCACCGAGGAAUUAAAGGGGUCAUUAGGGACAAAGACACUGAAGCUGGAAUUGCAGAUGCCAUCAUCAAAGUGGACGACAUCGACCACCACAUCAGAUCUGCUUUCGACGGGGACUACUGGCGCCUGCUAAACCCUGGAGACUACCAGGUAACCGUGAUGGCAGAGGGCUACUUCCCAGCCACUCGUUCCUGCAGAGUGGAAUAUGAGCAAUACCCCACCAUCUGUGACUUCCACCUUACCAAGACCCCCAAGCAGCGGCUGCGGGACAUCCUGGCUAAGGGCGGCAAAAUCCCCAAGGACCUGCAGCUGCGUCUGAGGCAGCUACGCAUGCGCAAACUUCGUACCACCACCAAGACCCUCAACCAGCGGCGAAUAGCGCAACAGCAAAGGGCCAGGAAAGCCCGUCGCUAGAGUGAACUUUGACCUGUUUUGCGGGCCAAUUACAGGACUUCACUUCAUCUGCAAGGUGCUACUUAUGGAGGUGGUGUUUUGGAGAGGGGUUAGGCAAAAGUUUGGGGAUAAAUGAACAUACUUUAUAGUCUAGAAUUAGAUUUAAUGUAUUAGAUUCUCUGUAUUGUUGGCCAGAUUUCCUUGGACGGUCAGCGCCAGUUAUGGAAGUAUUACACGAUCAAAAUUGCUCCAUUUAUAUGGAUUUAAGCUCAUACAGCAAAAUUAUAACAUUCAUUUUCACAAAAUACAAUGGCCCUCAUUUCAUAACAGUUUAGCUAUUCACCAAUUUCAUCUUUGCUGCAUCUCUACAGUCAAACUUAACUCUGGCAGGCGUGUAUGUAUGUGGAGCGUAAUGGUUUAAUAACCCGUAAAAAUGCCAGAUUUGUGGUUAGCUAACCAAAGCUGCUCUCAAUAUCAUCCAUAACACCCGUAAUAACAAUAAAACUAGAAAGCAACAAAGAAUAUCGAUGAUUUGAACACUUGGCAAACUAGUACCAAAGUGGAGGUACUUAUUUUGCAUGUCUUCGUAAAUAUAAAUGUUGCAAAUAUUAUGCCAUAUUACAUUUACAUAUUACAUAUUACAACACAAAUGUUUGCCAUAUUACAUUUUAAGACAUUACGCUACACAACAGCAUCAUUCUACUAUCUUAGAAAACAACAGAGAUGUUUAUUUCACAUUUUAUUCUUUCUAGUUAAAAUAAGGGCCAAUGUGUCAUAUUGUUUCUGGGCUGGAAUGGAUGAAAAAAAUGUAGCUCCACAUUUAAAACAGGCUUUGAAAAACUACAUGAUUUAUUUUGAAGGUUUGCAAAAGUGCAUUGUUUAAGAAGGAAUAGGAUGGAAAAUACUUUCAACUGGUAAACACAAUAAUUGUGUUUGGUAUGGUGUAGUGAGCAAAACCUCUGCCUUCUACGCUGUAGACUGGGGUUCAUUCCCCUGCCUGGGUAAACACCUUACACUAUAGAGUCCUCGGGCAAGACUCCUAACACUACCUUGGCCUGCCUGUGUAAAAUGACCAAAUUUUAAGUCACUCUGAAUGAGAGUGUCUGCCCAAUGCUCUUAAUGUAAUGGCAUAAUGGCCUGACUGCUUGUGCAGUUUAGACCAUUACUAUGCAAAGGUUGUUGCCUGUUUACUCUAUAAUUGGUGUAAAAUGGUCUUUUUUAAGAUACAUGCAGUAAUCAAUUAUAUAAUUUAUCACAACAACAUCAUGUCAUGUUGCCUCCUCCUGAGCUACACUAUAUUUCCAAAAGUAUUCACUCACCUAUCAUAUUCAUUAAAUUCAGGUGUUCCACUCACUUCCAUGGCCACAGCUGUAGAAAACAAAGCACCUAGGCCUGCAGACUGCUUCUACAGACAUUAGUGAAAGAAUGGGUCACUCUCAGGAGGUCAGUGAAUUCCAGCGUGGUACCGUGAUCGGACGCCACCUGCGCAACAAGUUCAGUAGUGAAAUUUCGUCGCUACUAAAUAUUCCACAGUCAACUGUCAGUGGUAUUAUAACAAAGUGGGAGCGAUUGGGAAUGACAGCAACUCAGCCAUGAAGUGGUCGGCCAUGUAAAAUGACAGAGCAGGGUCAG